This is a messenger RNA of Mytilus trossulus (common blue mussel), 4784 nucleotides long. RefSeq lists its product as uncharacterized. Gene Ontology annotation, molecular function: protein binding. The record is from RefSeq and is a predicted model, not a curated record. NCBI's taxonomy places the organism in Eukaryota, Metazoa, Mollusca, Bivalvia, Mytilida, Mytilidae. The transcript is spliced from 12 exons. Bases 306 to 2735 code for a protein of 809 amino acids.
AUGACUUAUAUUAUUAAUGCCAAUGACUAAGUUUGGAUCAAUACACUGUCUGCAUCACUUCUUCAAUAAUUUUUACCAAUAUUGUAAUGAUACAGGCAUGUGAAUCUAGAUCGAUCAAAGGAAUUCUGCCGGCAUCCACGCGAUGAGAGGUUGAAAGGUGUAAAAUAGCCAAUCUUCCAACAAAGAUUCUUCGGAUUUCUAUAUGAUUUAGUCCGGUAGACAUUUUUUUUAAGUUGAACCUUGACGGAGAAGUAAGGAAUACGGUUAUUACUGAAGAAUCAGGAGUGAGUUUGUGGUCGUCUAGAAUGAAUAGCAUCUUUAGACUGGCGUUAGUUUGUGGACUUUUUGUCAGCUGUGUAAUUUCUAAAAAUAUAGAAAAGGAACAAAAUAAAGAUUCCGUCACUUAUGAUAUUGGAAAUACAAAUGGGUACGACAUAAACAUAGAUGACAAUUGGCUGAAUGAAGUUCUUAAUACAAAUGUUAAUGAGAGUAGUAAGAAGUACAACCAAAUUAUUAUCGACCAGGAACCCAAACAUGUGCAAUUACCACAACUCGUAUCUGAUGACGAGGAUAAUGUCGAUGGUUCCGGUUCCGGUGAUGGGAUGCAACUAGAUAAAGGUAAAAGCGAAGGAGGCCAUUUCACUGAUCACACGCCAGGAAGACUAGAACAACAGACGAUAGGAAAACAGCACGAGGCUAUUCGUCGUCUGCCCGACUCUGAUACAGAUGUAGACCUUUUCAAUGUUGACAAUGAAGAAAUAAAAGAAACAUUACACCCAUUACCGACUAUGGGUGCUGCGACGAUCCAAACAACUCGAGUUGUCACUAAGACGUCGACAACACAUUCAAAUAAUCCAGACAUUAUCAAAGAAACUGACGAUGAAUUUGACGAUGAAGACGGCGAUGAUUUUAUUGAGGCCAGAACAGAACUUGGGUCUGGAUUGGAAGAUAAAGUUUCAAACGACGAGGAGAAAUUGAAUAUAACGUCUCCCAUGAAAACAGAGGAAAUAGCCAAAGAUGAGUAUAAUUGCAGAGGCAUUUCGUGCAAAUAUGGCGCCACUUGUCUGAUUCAAAACGGCGUUAAAAACGGAUGUGUCUGUGGUAUGAAAUGUGAGAAUUUCAAAGGCGAUCCUGUGUGUGGUUCCGACGGUAUACUAUAUGAAAACCUCUGUCAUUUGCAUCUAGAGGCAUGUAGUCUUCAGGUCAAUAUAUCGCUGGAUUCUUCAAGUAAAUGUUUGCAAAAUGACAAUAAUCCACUUAAUUCAUUACAACAAUGUAAAACAUCAUACCCUUAUUGGACACCGUGGUCACUUUGGAUACAGUCAGGUGAUAAGGAGUUCAGGUUUAGAUAUUGCAAACGUUCCGGUUCAUAUUUACUGGCAGACGACAGUUGUAACGACCCACAGAUGCAGGUUCGACAGUGUAACAGACGAGAAACAAGAGCGUGCAGAUCUAUGUCAGGAAAAACAACACAAGAAUACGAAUACUCAUGCAGCGGAGUUCAAUUAUCUGAGAUAUCUAGAAUUGAUGAUAUUUUCCCUCAUUUACACGAUGAAGUAUCAGAUUGUGAAUACUCAUUAUACGAUAUAGGAAUAGCAAAAUUCAUACACAAGAAAUGGACAAUCGAUGAUCUUGAUGCAAAAGGGGACAAAAAUGUUUGGUGUAGAAAUAGGGAUCGUUUUGUUCCAUUCUUCGACUCAACGAAACAGUGCUCUGGAACCUUAGAAAAGUUUUGUCAAGAAUCAGAAAAAUGUAUUCGUAAAAAGAAAAAUAUUUUGAAGUCUAAAGGUAACUUGAAACACAACUGUUGGAAAAAGUUCCUUCUUGGUGAUCAGUUACCAACGGGGUUUCCAGGAAUAUAUGACAAAUACUUUAUUUGCCAGCGCUUUGCCCAGGAUGAUACGUAUAUAGGAUCCACGUCAAGGAAGGCUUUCUAUGGCACUGUUUAUGAUACAAAACAACGGAUUCCUCUGAUGUCUUUUGGAAGACUGCGAAACCUUUCUGAUACUUCAAAACCACUAAUGAAGUUUAUGAUUGAAAAGGGUCUGGUGUCAACUAAAAAGCAUAAAACUGUAGUAUCGACGGUAUAUAAUUGGCUGAAUGGUGCAGAAGGCAAAGGAAUGUUCUAUGACAAAGGUGAAAUUUCAGUUUGUAAUCUAGGUCAAUUUCAGGCUGUAAACACCGAUUAUGAAAGAGCAGAGUACAAAAUGCAACAACUUCUACCACACAGUCUCACAGGAAAUGACGUCAGAGAGAAAAUAGCAACAUACACACUGACCAAUACGGCGCCAAUUCACUCAUCAUUACAUGGAAUGUGGGAAACUGCUUUGUCAACUGCGCGUACUUUCGCCGUCGAAAAGUGUGGAAUUCCAGUACUUUUAAAUCCCGUGAGGAGACAACGAAACAGGGUAUCACGUGACCAUCCGGAGAUGUAUGUAAUAUCAGGUGCAGUAUCAUUAAACGAUGAUGACAGCACAAUAGGGAAUGGGGUAGCUGUUCCGUAUUUGUUUUGGUUCGCCGGAUGUUGCAUCAAAGGCGCAGACACUGCCUCAUAUGCUUUAUAUGCUAGAAAUGUUCCUGACAGCGUUGUCAUAUCUGCUCCAGUUGCCCAGCUAGAAAUUCUUUUAUCAGAUAUUUAUAACACUACUUCGAACAAAACAAUCAAACUGUUUCCGGCAUAUGAUGAUAUAUGUGGUAGCAUUAAAAGUGAUAUUUCAGGUCAGAUAAAAUUAUGAUUUAAAACAUAAUCACAAAAUCGCUAGGUUUCAAUUCUAACAUCAUUUUUAAACCAAAAAUAAGUUACCGAUUAGAUAUCCCAUUUUAAAAAAAUCUUACUUACACUUCAAUUACCUGAAACAACGGUUAAAUUUUAAUAAAACAUUUUUAAGAUGAGGUUUGUAUCUGAAUUGCUCACAGAAGUCAACAGAGCUAUUUGGUACCUAUUUAUUUGGGGUAACAAGUACGUGUUUUAAGUCAUCAUCCCAAUAUAGGAAUUGAAGCUCUGUGAGAUUUUUUUUAAAUUUUAUAUAGAAGUUGGACGUUGUAGUACACCACUUUGAUAAGAACUAACGAGUUUUUCAUGUUUUUGGACUUUUAGUUACCUCCAGCUUAUAGUCUCAAUAUUAGUGUUUAUUAUAUAAUUUAUCGAUGAAUUUCGAAUAUUUAGAUUUAGUCUGGGAUUUACAACAAAUGUCUUAAUUUAGAUUUAAAAUAGCAUAAGAUAUGACUAUGUACUAAAAUAAAAUAGGCAUCGAAAAAACUGUUUAACAUCUCGUAUAAUAAUUGAUGCUACAUUGGAAUAUGUCCACCUAUUCUGUAUGGGUUUAAAGUUUUGGUGAAGGUGAAGAGUGUCACACAUCAUUUUGAAACAGAUGUGUUGUAGAGUAUACUGUUUUUGAAAUGUAUGCCACAUAAGGGGUUUGACACAGAUUUUACUGAUCAUACUAUGAUAGAGCGAGCUGGCAUAGUGUUCUUUUUACACCAAUUAUUGUAUUUUUGACUUGUAUAAGAGUUUUCACUAGCAAUUGCAUUACGCAAAGCAUAAUUACUUAUUAUACUUGAAUUGAAAUUUGACCCAUUUUGCUAUCAGUGAUGACAUCUGAUAUUUCGAACUGAUAUCGUGAUCAAGCAUAGUUUGGCCAGUUAUUGAACAACUGUCGAAUAAAAAAUAUUACUUUUCUCUAUUGUUUGACCAUUUUUUAUGAAAGAUAAAUUCAUGAAUGUUCUAUAACUUGUGAUUUUGAUAUGCUUGUAUUAUACCUUUUAUUGCACAUUUGAUUAUAUAAUGUAUACUCUAUGUUUGGAAGGAAAUGCAAUAAUAGAAAGUAAAUGUAUAACACGAUUAGCAUACCUUAUUUAUCUAUUUCAAGACCUAUUCCAUUGUUACAUAUUGUUUUUUAUCUACUGUCAUAACAUCCCCAUCAGCUUCAUAAAACAUAGGAAACUGUACAUUAAUCGUUGUACUUAUAAUAGCCUAAUGUUCAUGUUUAUGUCACCAGAAGUGUUUGAAUGAAGAUUACAUUUUGUGAUUGAAUACGGAAUACAAGUCCACCUUUUAUGUAUUCAUACUGUGCUGUUACUACGCAUGCAUAUUAUUUUUAUACUCAUUAGCAUACUAGUAAAAUGUAUCUAGUUUAAGUUCCGCUUAAAACAUUCGUGGACCAACAUAGCAAUGUGCUUUUUAAGUUGCACCUCCGUAACAAAUGCAAACAAUACUAUAUAAAUUUCGUACAAAGUACUUUUCUGGAUUUACUUUCACCAAAAACGCACAAACUGAAUACUGAUUUAGUACUGCUUGAAUAUCAGAGUAUCUAAUUCUACUCUGAGUGCUAUUUUUGGUGGUUUUUUUUUUAAAUCAAUCAGUGGGUUUGUAGAAAUUCGACACCCUUUUUCUGUGUGCAUACUGCGCAGAGCUUCUGUUUUCAAUUACUUGGGAAAAGACGGCAUGUAACAAACAUGAUAUAUAUGACAAAAACCGAAUGAUAAGAUACAACUUUCAAUGUUUUCUAUACUUACUGAAAGCAACUUUGAAACAGAAAUCAACGAUGAACACUUUAGGUUUAAGCCAUACACGUUAGUAGGCAAUGAACUAGUCUAAGUAACAAGCAAACAUCUUUUAAUCAAAAUCAGCAAUUAACAAAAAUUCAACAGUAAUAAUUUUCAACUUCUGAUUUAAAAAAUGUUACAAAAUUAAUGACUUUUUUCAAGUGCAGCAACUAUGCAGCAAUAAACUAUUAUGAUGCACGAACAAUAAAAUUCUGGAAAUUCUGUACAUAAAAAAAAUG